GCAUCAGUUCUAGGUCGCAACUCAACGCACGAGGAGCUUGCGCGCGACCUCCGUUGAUAAAAUACAAGAGCUCCUAACUAAAGAGAAUUGUGCGCUUUUAUUUGCGACGACUGUUGAACUUACAGUCUACCUCCUGGCUCUCCUUUCAACAUUCAAGAUUGAUUUUUUUCUUCAGGAAUUUCGCUCAAAGGAGGAAAUAUCAUCUGUUGCUGCAACCGGUUUAAUUAAAGAAAGCAAUCUACCUAACGCUGGAAAGAGCCCCGGUAGACCGAUAUUACCUUGCGCACGCUGUGAUUGGAGAUGGAUUUAAAUCAACGCUCUCCAACUGGCUCGCCUAUUCUAGUGUAAAAUGGCAGAGGAACUGUGCUGUUCAUUGAUGCUUUUAUUUUCUUUACACAUUGCGUUACGGACGACGUUGUGAUGGUUCCUCUUUACCACUGCCGGCUUUUCUGCUAUACUCUCUCCUUUCCUUAUUAAGAUAUACCAUCUGACGGACAACGCGUUUGGCCGUGAGGUGGUGAAAGUAUACGUUUAGAUCUUAAGGAUUUCUUUGACUAAACGAAUUAUAUUUUUGGAUUAAUGAUGAUGAUGGAGGACGAUGAAUUGGAGACGCAUCAGGUUGAAAUCGAUUCUGAUUUCGAACCACAGAGCCGACCUCGCUCAUGCACCUGGCCAUUGCCGUGUCCUGAAGAUUUCCCCGGACCGGAGGUUAACGGAGGUCUGCCGCUCAAUACCAUAAAGGUGGAACCGGAUAGCGUGCCUUCUUGUAGAGCGGGGAAAAGGGGUGUUGCGCCCUCCAAUAUGAAACACUCAGCGGGGGCCUCGGCCCCUGCCGCACCAGCCCUCCCCUGCAUGGCAGGAGCCGCUCUCGACGCUGCCGGCCAGCUCCGCAAGGCGAAAUCGUCCCGGCGAAACGCAUGGGGCAAUCAGUCUUACGCGGACCUCAUUACCCGAGCUAUCGAGAGUACAACGGAUAAAAGACUCACGUUGUCUCAGAUCUACGACUGGAUGGUCCGUUACGUCCCAUAUUUCAAAGAUAAAGGCGACAGUAACAGCUCAGCUGGUUGGAAGAAUUCGAUCCGGCACAACCUGUCGCUGCACACACGCUUUGUGCGCGUGCAGAACGAGGGCACAGGGAAGAGCUCCUGGUGGAUGCUGAACCCAGACGGGGGCAAGGCGGGCAAGGCCCCGCGCCGACGCGCCGUCUCCAUGGACAACAGCACCAAGUACCUCAAGAGCAAAGGCCGCGUCAGCCGCAAGCAGAAGUUGCUGGGCCGAGCGGGCCAGGGACCGGGUCCCGGCGGGCCCUUGGGUCCGGUGAACCGGGUCGGCCUGCACAGCUCCCCCGAGCAGAGCGGCUCCCCGACGGGGCCUCCGCUGGUGGGGUCGGGGGCUGGUGGCGGAGCAGGCGGUGGGGUGGUGGAGGAGUUCGACUCCUGGACGGAGCUUCACUCGCGGGCCAGCUCGUCCGGCUCCACGCUGAGCGGCCGCCUGUCGCCCAUCCUGGCCGAGGGCGAGCUGGAGGAGCCCGAGGACGGCCGGCUGUCCUGCUCCACGUCCCCGCGCCUCUACCCCAGCCCCACCGGCACCUCCGCCACCGCCCGCUCCCCAGCCAUGGGCACCGCCGGCGCCCACUGCCCCAGCCUCGAGCUCCCUCAGCUGGCUGACCUGACUGGGGCCAUCAGCCUGGAGGAGGGCUACCAUCACGCUCACCACCAGCAGCAACAGCAGCAGCAGCCUAACCGACACAAGCACCAGGGCUACCACUACGGCUCCGUGGUGAAGGCCCAGGGCUCUUGCCGCGGCCCCGUCUACGUCCAGCCCGGCGGGGGCAUGCUCAGGCUCCACUCCCCCAUGCAGACCAUCCAGGAGAACAAGCCGGCCAGCUUCGCCGAGAGCCUACAGCAGCAGGUCUACUCGGGGACCAACGCCCUGCAGAGCCUGCUCACCUCCGCCGCCGCCGUGCCGCAAUACUGCGCCAAGGACAUGCUGCUCGGCCAGGAGCGAGACGGCCACGCCAUGAUGGUGACCCCGGCGGCUAACAGCGUGGGUCCUGCUGGUCACCACCACCACGGCCACAACGGGGUCCACAGUCACAGCCACAGCCAUAGCCACAGCCUCAAUGGCACGCAACAUCCCCACAACUCCACGCAAACACACAGCGGCACGCCUGGCGGACACGGCACCGCAGGGCAGCACACGGGCAGUAGCCACCACUCGCCGCACGGCCACGGUUUGAGCCGCGGACAGAGCCACCGCGCCCGGGCAGCAGGGGCCGCCGGCCCUGGGGGCGCCCACCUGCAGCCUUACGGCCACAACCCCAAAGCCCCGUACAUGUACAGCCCACCUGCCCACGCGCACCUGCCGGCCUCCACCACCCUGCCCCCCAACCCCGCCAAUGCCCAGGGUGCCCCCCAGGACACCUGCCACCUGGCCACCACCCCCAACCCCUACCCACGUCACCACAGCAACCCCUACCACCACCACAGCCCCAUGGCCGACGGACCGUACCAUCACACGCAGGGUAUGGGGGGAGGAGGCGGUGGAGCCGGCGCGGGCAGCGGAGGCGGGAGUUUCCAUGGCUACCAGCAACACCACCAGCACCCCCACCUCCCGGCCCACCACGCUCACGCCCAGGACCGCUUACCGGCCGACCUGGACCUGGACAUCUUCCACGGCAGCCUGGACUGCGACGUGGACUCCAUCCUGCUGCAGGACAUCAUGGACUCAUCUGAGGAGAUGGACUUCAACUUUGACUGUUCGCUGGCACAGGGUGUGGGCAUGGGGAUGGGCAUGGGGAUGGGCAUGGGCAUGGGCAUGGGGAUGGGGAUGGGCAUGGGGGUGGGCAUUGGGGUGGGCAUGGGCGGCCUCGGGGGGCCUCAGCAGAGCCACGGCAACCAGAGCUGGGUGCCCGGCUGAGAGCCACGAGGGCAGGAUGAGAGAGGGAGAGGAGGAGGGGCAGGGGACCAACCCCUGACCCUUUGGCAUCUGCCCAGAGUGCUGCCCAGAGCCCGUCGCCCCAUGGGCCUCAGACCGCUCCCCCCAAUCAACCCCCCAACACACACACACACACACACACACACACACACACACACACACACACACACACAGCAACAGCCACAGGCAUCGUGCAUCGUGCCUAAGCUGUUUCCUCUUCUCUGGGGAGAAAAGACAAGUAGAGAGCAGACUCAAACUGAGCCAGGAGGGGCUGUGGAUGAGGAGGCAAUGGGGUGGAAAACCCUGCCCAGAUCCUCUGGCUCAUCACAACGCGUCAAAGUUCUUGUCCUUCGCCAUCCCUCGGUGUCGUGGUGAAAAGUGU
Alosa alosa (allis shad) is the source of this 3319-nucleotide messenger RNA. Its product is annotated as forkhead box protein O6-like. Gene Ontology annotation, biological process: regulation of transcription by RNA polymerase II. Gene Ontology annotation, cellular component: nucleus. NCBI's taxonomy places the organism in Eukaryota, Metazoa, Chordata, Actinopteri, Clupeiformes, Clupeidae. Bases 580 to 2919 code for a protein of 779 amino acids. The transcript has 2 exons. Gene Ontology annotation, molecular function: DNA-binding transcription factor activity, RNA polymerase II-specific; RNA polymerase II cis-regulatory region sequence-specific DNA binding. The record is from RefSeq and is a predicted model, not a curated record.